AUGACCUCCCAAGAGAGACCAAUCGACCGGGAAGAGCGACAUGGCCUGAGUGCCAUUCGCAACUUCCUGAAAGUUCGUAACAGCUACGACGUUCUCCCUCUCAGCUUCCGCCUCAUUAUCUUCGAUACCUCCCUCUCUGUCAAGGAGAGCUUGAAUAUUCUUAUACAGAAUGGCUAUACAGGCAUCGUUUCAGCCCCGUUGUGGGACUCCAAGGCUUCGAAAUUCGCUGGUCUCCUGACCACUUCCGACUACAUCAACGUCAUUCAGUAUUAUUUCCAAAACCCCGCGGCUUUGGAUCAGAUCGAUCAAUUCCGACUGGACAGCCUACGUGGUGCGUGCUAUCCUUGCUUUUGUAUUUUUGGUCUUGCUUUUUAUGAUUCGUGGCUCAAUUCUAAUCGACGCGCCUUGUUCAUAGAUGUGGAAAAGGCAUUGGGCGUCGCGCCGCCUGAGACUAUUGCGAUCGAUCCCGAGCGUCCCCUCUAUGAAGCUUGCCGCCGCAUGCUGGAAUCUCGCGCGCGUCGUAUUCCCCUCGUUACCAACGACAGCCAGACCGACCGUCCCCAUGUUCUCAGUGUUAUCACACAGUACCGCAUCUUGAAGUUUGUCGCGGUCAAUGUUCCCGAUACACAGAAGCUGCGCCGUCCACUGCGGGAGCUCUUGAUAGGCACGUACGAUAAUAUCGCCACGGCGUCGAUGGAUACGCCUGUCAUUGAUGUGAUUCAUAUUUUGGUCGAACGCAGCAUUUCCAGUGUGCCGAUCUUGAACUCUGAGGGAGUCGUUUACAAUGUGUUUGAGUCGGUCGAUGUCAUUGCGUUGAUCCGUGGAGGCGUCUAUGAUGACUUGGGUCUUACUGUGGGAGAGGUUUUGAAGAAGCGCUCACCGGACUUCCCCGGUAUUUACACCUGCUCAAUGAAUGACGGACUCGAUACCAUCUUCGAUACCAUUCGCAAGUCCCGGGUCCACCGUUUGGUAAUUGUGGAUGAACUGUUCAAGCUGAAGGGAGUUCUCACUCUCAGUGAUAUCCUUCACUACAUUCUCCUGGAAGGAGUCAAUGACGAGACAUGA
Messenger RNA from Penicillium taxi, 1065 nucleotides. It is a transcript of the gene snf4, whose product is annotated as AMP-activated serine/threonine-protein kinase regulatory subunit SNF4. The transcript is spliced from 5 exons. Bases 1 to 1065 code for a protein of 354 amino acids. The record is from RefSeq and is a predicted model, not a curated record. NCBI's taxonomy places the organism in Eukaryota, Fungi, Ascomycota, Eurotiomycetes, Eurotiales, Aspergillaceae.